Messenger RNA from Fusarium graminearum PH-1, 573 nucleotides. RefSeq lists its product as uncharacterized. NCBI's taxonomy places the organism in Eukaryota, Fungi, Ascomycota, Sordariomycetes, Hypocreales, Nectriaceae. The transcript has a single exon. The coding region runs from base 1 to 573 and encodes 190 amino acids. The record is from RefSeq and is a predicted model, not a curated record.
AUGCAAUACAUUCAGGACUCGAGCCUCAUCUUUGAUGGUCUUGACGAGUGCCAGGAUCUCGACAGUUUUUUGGGAGACCUUGAAGAGAUAUCCAAGUCUUCAACAAUUAAGAUAUUCUUUGCUAGUCGGCCAAGUGUGGAUGUUGAAAAGCGCUUUCAGUCUUCUGUCCGCAAUAUUCUGUUAGCAGAGCAAUCUAACUUUCAAGACAUCGAAGCAUAUCUCGAACCAGAGAUCAACAACCUUGUACAAACCGAGCUGCUGGAACUGGACGACAGUGUGCAAAAUGUGGUUCAAUCUAUCGCUAAAAAGUCUCGGUCCAUGUUUCUGUGGGCAAAUUUGCUGAUUCAGUACCUCAACUCAGAAAUGGUAACACCACAGGAAAGGUUAGAUGCCCUCAACGACAUGAGCCUGUUUCCAGAGCUGGAUGCGCUGUACACAAGAAUUCUGGAAAAGCUAUACACAUGGUACAGCCACAAAUCUAUACGUCGAAAGAUUCAGAUGAUCUUCGAUUGGACUUGUGUAGCAGCCCGCGCCUUGUCGGUGUCGGACUUGCGCGUCGCACGACCGAUCUGA